AUGAGCUUGACCAGCCCAGACCUGUGGAAUCCAGUCCUUCCUUUCUCCUACUUUGGAGCUAUAAAAGCAGGAACCAGGGCAGGACCACAGCAGAAGCUCACCCCAGGCUGCACCCCUGGCACAAUGCAGGCCCUGCUAUUCCUGAUGGCUCUUCUCUUGCCUUCUGGAGCUGGAGCUGAGGAGAUUAUUGGUGGUGUGGAGUCUAUUCCACACUCCCGCCCUUACAUGGCCCAUCUGGACAUCGUCACUGAGAGAGGUUACAAGGACAGCUGUGAGAAACCACUGUCACCCUUGGAGAACAAGAGAGAAUCCACAGAGCAGAAGAUAAAAGUGGAAAAACAAAUCGCUCACCCAAAUUACAACUUCUCUUCCAAGCUCCAUAACAUCAUGUUACCGAAGCCUGGGAAGAUGUGUCGAGCAGCUGGCUGGGGCCUAACUGGAAUGACAGAUCCUUCUACAGAUACACUGAGGGAGGUUGAUAAAGAGGCCUGUAAAAUCUAUAGGCGUUAUGACGAAAGCUUCAAGGUCUGUGUGGGCAGUCCUAGAAGGAAGAGAUCACCAUAUGAGGGAGACUCUGGCGGACCGCUACUGUGCGCUGGUGUGGCCCAUGGUAUUGUAUCUCAUGGACGUGAAGAUGCAAAGCCCCCUGCAGCCUUCACCCGAAUCUCCCCAUAG
Messenger RNA from Rattus norvegicus (Norway rat), 675 nucleotides. The record is from RefSeq and is a predicted model, not a curated record. NCBI's taxonomy places the organism in Eukaryota, Metazoa, Chordata, Mammalia, Rodentia, Muridae.